Molecule: messenger RNA, 1894 nt
Organism: Girardinichthys multiradiatus
Lineage: Eukaryota; Metazoa; Chordata; Actinopteri; Cyprinodontiformes; Goodeidae
Gene: pgk1
Product: phosphoglycerate kinase 1
Exons: 11
Coding region: 137-1390 (417 amino acids)
Biological process (GO): glycolytic process; gluconeogenesis
Cellular component (GO): cytosol
Molecular function (GO): ADP binding; ATP binding; phosphoglycerate kinase activity
Source: RefSeq, a predicted model, not a curated record
GCCCCGCCCUCACGCUGUUCCUAUGCUCUGCUCUAAGGUCACCGCUGACAUUCGGUAGCUAACUCGUCAGCGGCCGAAGGAAGCGGAGGAAAUCCAGUCAGGACAGCGGAAGAUAGAACCAACUGAACCAGCCAACAUGUCUCUUUCCAACAAACUCACACUGGACAAGGUGGACGUCAAAAGCAAGCGGGUCAUUAUGAGAGUCGACUUCAACGUUCCCAUGAAGGACAAGCACAUCACAAACAACCAGAGGAUCAAGGCUGCAGUGCCGAGCAUCCAGUACUGUUUGGACCACGGGGCGAAGUCCGUGGUGCUGAUGAGCCACCUGGGACGUCCUGAUGGGAACGUUAUGCCUGAGAAGUACUCGCUGGAGCCGGUUGCUGCUGAGCUCAAGACUCUUCUGGGAAAGGACGUCACCUUCCUGAAGGACUGUGUGGGUCCAGAGGUGGAAGCCGCCGGCGCUAACCCCGCCGCUGGAUCCGUCAUCCUGUUGGAGAACCUCCGCUUCCAUGUCGAAGAGGAGGGAAAAGGCAAGGACCCCUCUGGAAACAAGACCAAGGCCACCCAGGAACAGACGGACUCCUUCAGGGCGUCUCUGUCCAAACUGGGGGACGUUUAUGUCAACGAUGCCUUUGGGACGGCUCACAGAGCUCACAGCUCCAUGGUCGGAGUUAACCUGCCUCAGAAGGCAGCAGGUUUCCUCAUGAAGAAGGAGCUGGACUACUUUGCCAUGGCUCUGGAGAAACCUCAGAGACCCUUCCUGGCCAUCCUUGGAGGGGCGAAGGUGAAAGAUAAGAUCCAGCUGAUCAACAACAUGCUGGAUAAGGUCGACGAGAUGAUCAUCGGCGGCGGCAUGGCCUUCACAUUCCUCAAAGUCCUCAACGACAUGGAGAUCGGUACCUCUCUAUUCGAUGAGGAGGGCGCUGGUAUCGUCAAAGACCUGAUGGCCAAAGCUAAGAAGAACGGAGUCAAGAUUACGCUGCCCGUUGAUUUUGUGACCGCAGACAAAUUUGAUGAGAAAGCCGCCACCGGCACUGCAACCGUUGCUGCUGGCAUUCCCGCCGGCUGGAUGGGUUUGGACUGCGGAGCAGAGAGCUCCAAGCUGUACGCUGAAGCAGUGGGUCGGGCCAAGCAGAUCGUGUGGAACGGCCCCGUCGGUGUGUUCGAGUGGGAUAACUUUGCCAAAGGAACGAAGAACCUGAUGGACAAAGUGGUGGACGUGACCAAAUCAGGCUGCAUCACAAUCAUCGGUGGGGGCGACACUGCUACCUGCUGCGCCAAGUGGGACACAGAAGACAAAGUUAGCCAUGUGAGCACUGGAGGUGGCGCCAGUCUGGAGCUGCUGGAGGGUAAAGUCCUGCCUGGUGUGGAUGCCCUCAGCAGUGUCUAAACCUUCUGUCAGCUGGAGUGUGUCUGUCUGUGAGUGUGUGAGAGGUGGAUAUCUCCUGAAACGUCUCCACAAGUGUCAUAAACACACCUGACCCUAACCGCAGAGAUUUCCCCCUCAGCUGAGACUUGCAGGAGAAUCUGUACUCCUCUCAGAUCUGCAGUCAUUUCCCAGUAGAGCGCUCCGUCUUACGUCAACGUGCUGCUUUAAGACAAACCGCUGAAAGUGAGAGCCUUCACACGUUUCAUUUUUGACCUUUUUAUUUCACUUAAAAAGUCAAAAAGUUCAGAUACUGUAAGUUCCCAGCUGUGAAGCAGUGGUGAGGACCAUGCUUCAUUUACGAACAACAAGCCAGCUCCGUUCACCCGCUGCAGCACCAUGAGAGUAAUACUGUACAUGUAGAGCUUCUGUAGAAAGUAUUAAUGUGGUGUUUUGUCUGUUGGCACUGAUUUCACCCGUCUGAUCUGUUCUGGCUAAUAAAACUGUCUGUUUGUGAUCGUCUCCUCA